Chanos chanos (milkfish) is the source of this 1038-nucleotide messenger RNA. RefSeq names its product spindle and kinetochore associated complex subunit 2 (gene ska2). Gene Ontology annotation, molecular function: microtubule binding. The coding region runs from base 7 to 690 and encodes 227 amino acids. NCBI's taxonomy places the organism in Eukaryota, Metazoa, Chordata, Actinopteri, Gonorynchiformes, Chanidae. The transcript has 7 exons. The record is from RefSeq and is a predicted model, not a curated record. Gene Ontology annotation, cellular component: spindle microtubule; outer kinetochore. Gene Ontology annotation, biological process: chromosome segregation; mitotic cell cycle; cell division.
UUCAACAUGGAGACAGCAGUUGAUAAGCUGGAGGCAAUGUUCCAGAAAGCCGAGGCGGACCUAGAGUAUGUGGAAAAACGGUUGAAAUUUGACUUCUUGACCAGCGCCCGAGAGAACGGAGCGUCAGAGGAAAACCCAGUUAAACUGUUGGAGAAUCUGACCGCCAUCAAGGCACGGCAUGCAGCUCUGUGUGCAGAGGUGGUGGAGAUUGAAGCUGAACAGAAGAAGUCGAUGGACUCCAUCCGAGAACACCUCAGCACUUCUUUGAUGCUCGUCGAAGAGUUGCAGCGCAGGGCUGACGUUGAGAUUCCACCACUGACGGAGAAGGAACAAGAGGCAAAAGAGGUUCUCUGCUCAUCUGUUGCUUCACUUACUGUAGAGGCUCCACCAGUGUCUGAGUCUCAAGUCCAACAACAGUCGCAAUCAACAAAAGAGUGGGUAGAAGUGAGUGAAGCGACAUUUGAGGCUGUCCCACGAAGUGUGCGUGUGAACGUCAAGCUAAUUGAUCUCAAUACACUCUACAAGCAACUUUAUGACUAUUUCUCCUCAGAAAAACGAGGCCCAAUAGGCCAGCAAAAAAUGAAGAAAUUGAACAUGAAAGUCAGCGACGCUGGACUAAAAACAUUACGGCACCUCUCGCUCAUUGAACUGGACAAGAAGGGCAACGUUUGCCUGACACAGCAAAGCUGAAAAACAAGUGUAACCCAACGUCUUGUGUUUUGUUUAACCACCCCUGCAGCCGCUUCUCCCCUUCCACAAACAUUUCCACAAGCGUUUCUGUUCCUUUCCCAACGUCCCAGUCUCUCAAACGGAGAUGGACGCCAGCGUAAGUGGCUGCGUGCGUAGAAUGUCACCGUGAGCUUUUCUGCCGGAGAGUGAAGUGGACAGUGGAGACGUUAAGACAUUCCACAGGGAAUCAAAGAGCACACGAGCCAAGUCUGAUCACUCUUCAAAAAAAAAGCCGCGCCGCACAGUUCAAAUGGUGCCCAGCCCAAGACGAGAAGAUGUCAUUCUUGCUCGUGGGCACUUUGUGCUUAU